AUGGUCAGCAUACACUCUACCCUUAAUUUACUUCCAAAAUCUUCCGAAAAAGUUGGGUUUUUCCAGGGUUCUUUUUUGCACGUCAAUUCCGAAAUUCCUGAUAUUACUAAAGGACCCCACGGUCUUUUUCUUGAUUACGGCUCUUUUGCUGCUUGUUUUUGUAAUGAAUGUGAUGGUAGUAAAAUUGAGCUUUACACUUGUAAGGGAGAUUGUGAAAUUAAAUGUCCACCUCAUACUCGGAAAUGUUCUAAAUGUGCCAGUAAUAAUUAUUUGAAUAGGCAUAAAAUUAAUCGAAAGUAUUAUGCCAAUCGGAAAUCUCGUUUAAAUUCUAUUACUUCUAAAGAAUCUUUAAUAAAUAACUCCGAUUCUGUUGCUGAUAUUAUAGAAAUUUGGAAUAAUUCUUGGUCUGAAAUUUUUGAACAGCUUCCGU
Scutellospora calospora is the source of this 430-nucleotide messenger RNA. NCBI's taxonomy places the organism in Eukaryota, Fungi, Glomeromycota, Glomeromycetes, Diversisporales, Gigasporaceae. The record is from the annotation of a GenBank genome assembly.